Aspergillus viridinutans is the source of this 1677-nucleotide messenger RNA. Its product is annotated as Gfo/Idh/MocA family protein. The record is from RefSeq and is a predicted model, not a curated record. Lineage: Eukaryota; Fungi; Ascomycota; Eurotiomycetes; Eurotiales; Aspergillaceae. The transcript has a single exon. Gene Ontology annotation, molecular function: nucleotide binding. Bases 1 to 1677 code for a protein of 558 amino acids.
AUGAAAGAACCUACCAAAGAACACGACCUCCCCUCCAGACCCCUACGGAGCCAUGAACCCCUCCGCUUCCUCGUCAUCGGCGCCGGCUCCCGCGGCAACGCCUACGCUCGCGCCGUAACAAGCAGCACCCCCGCGCGCAUCCACGCCGUCGCCGAACCGCACGCCUUCAAACGCGCCGAUUUCGGCCGCAAGUAUAUCUGGGGCGAGAAGGGACGGCCAGUCGACGGCCAGGAGUUUAGCGAUUGGAGGGAAUGGUUGGAGUGGGAGACGAGGCGGCGCCAACAGCCUGAGGGGGAAGAUGGGGUCGGGGUAGACGGCGUCUUCAUCUGCACGCUCGACGAAACACACGUCGAGAUCGUGACCGCCCUAGCGCCCCUGGGGCUGCAUAUCCUCUGCGAGAAGCCGCUGGCCCUGUCGCUGGGUGAUUGCCUAGCCGUUUACAAAGCAUUGUCACCCAGCGAUAGCGGUGCUGCCUCCGGCAGCGACAAGAUCUUCUCCAUCGGCCACGUCCUCCGCUACAGCCCACACAACAUCCUCCUGCGCAAGCUCCUCCUCCUCGACCGCGCCAUCGGCGACAUCGUCUCGCUGGAGCACACCGAGCCGGUGGGCUGGUGGCAUUUCGCGCACAGCUACGUCCGCGGGAACUGGCGGCGCGCGACCCCCCAAGGCGACGGCUCCCUGCUUACCAAGUCCUGCCACGACAUCGACUUCAUCAUGUGGCUGCUAUCCUCGCCUCCGCCAGCGGCAGUGGACACGCAGACGCAGACACACCACCCCCGCAGCAUCGCCUCCACCGGCACCCUGACGCAAUUCCGCCGCGCCCGCAAACCCCGCGCCGCGGGCGCCGCCACAAACUGCGUCUCCUGCCCCGCCGAGCGCGAAUGCAUCUACAGCGCCGUGCGCAUCUACCGCGACCUGCACCUUGCCCGCGGCGACACCGGCUGGCCCGUUAAGAUCGUCGUGCCGGACAUCGAGGACGUGCUGCGCUCGUCUGCAGAGGGCGAGGGCGAGGGCGAGGGCGAGGCCGCAGCGAACGCCGAGGCGCAUCUCCUGGCGCGUCUGCGCGAGGACUACUCACACGCCGAGAUGAGCGACGAGGAGAUCGCGCGGCGACCGUGGUAUGGCCGGUGUGUCUACGAGGCGGACAAUAAUGUCUGCGACGACCAGGUUGUGACCAUUACGUGGGAUGACGCGGAUGAGGACGAACCGCCUGCCAACGGGGAGGGACAGCAGGCGGAAUUGCAACUGCAAGGCAGACGCGCCAAAAUGGCCGUCUUCCACAUGAUUGCUCCCACGGAGAAACAGUGCGAGCGCCGCGGGCGAGUCUACGGGACGCGCGGCGAGAUCGCCUACGACAGCCGGACCAUCUCCAUCUAUGAUUUCGAGACCCGCUCAACGACCACCAUCGAGGUGCCCAAGCAGCCGCCGGAAGAGGAAGAGUCGCACGGCGGAGGAGACUACGGGCUGGCGCGCAGCUUCGUGCGUGCUGUGGAUGCCGUCGAGAAUGAGGGAUGGGUUGUGCAACGCGCGCAGACCCAUUUCGUCGGCUGUACGCUGGAGGAAGCGGUUCGCAGCCAUGCCGUGGUCUUUGCGGCCGAAGAGGCCAGGCGGGAGGAAAAGGUCGUGCGAUGGAAGGAGUGGUGGGCCGAGAAGCUUGCUGCGGCUGGCAUCGCAUGA